GGGUUGGGAAGGGCUGUCCUGUCCCGUCCUGGCGGGAAGGCCCGGAGGGCGGGGCCGCCGUCGCCCCCCGCCAUCGGCCGCCGUGUCCCCGCCGCGGGGAUGUGCCCUCCGCUUGUCCCCCCGCCUCACGUGUGUGCGCGGUAGUAAAAUACUUGCCAUCCCGCCGCCCCCCGUGAGGGGCUGUGCUGGUUUACAAACAUCUCCCACUACCCUUGAGGCGCUGUCUCCCACUGCGUUUAUUCUUACGAACGGCUCCCGUUUCGCUGCGUAAAUGAAAGUAAGUUGAAUACGUUGGUGCAGAAACUUCAUGACUUCUUGGCUCACUCAUCAGAAGAAUCUGAGGACGCAAACUCUCCUCCAUUAUCUAAAAGCAAAACCAUAGGUAAAAGCAGAGAACCUAAGAGUAGUCCAUCUUCAAUGGAGAACAGUAGAGAAGAGGGCAGUAGUUCUUCAGAAAGAACCAAAUCCUUAGGAUCAUCACGUUCAAAAAGGAAACCUACAGUUGUAACAAAGUAUGUUGGGUCAGAUGACGAACAAAACUUAGAUGAAACCCUAAAUGAAGAUGUUUCAAAUGAAAACUCAGAAAAUGAUGUUGAUAUGAAGAGCUUGCCUAAAGGUACAGUGGUUGUACAGCCUGAGCCAGUGCUGAAUGAAGACAAAGAUGAUUUUAAAGGGCCUGAAUUUAGAAGCAGAAAUACCGUUAAAAUGAAACCCGAAGCUCCCAAAAAGCGUGGAGAGGAAGGACUACAUGGAAUUGUAAGCUGUACAGCUUGUGGGCAACAAGUGAACCAUUUUCAAAAGGAUUCAAUCUAUAGACAUCCUACACUGAAGGUUCUUAUUUGUAAGACUUGCUAUAAGUAUUAUAUGAGUGAUGACAUCAGCCGUGAUUCAGAUGGAAUGGAUGAGCAGUGUAGGUGGUGUGCUGAAGGUGGAAAUUUGAUCUGCUGUGACUUUUGCCAUAACGCCUUCUGUAAAAAGUGCAUUUUGCGCAACCUGGGUCGAAAGGAGCUGUCGACUAUACUGGAUGAAAAUAAUGAGUGGCACUGUUACAUUUGCCAUCCAGAGCCUUUGUUGGACUUAGUCACUGCAUGUGACAGUGUCUUUGAAAAUUUAGAACAGUUACUGCAACAAAACAAAAAAAAGAUGAGAGUCGAAAGUGAAAAAAGUAAAAUAUAUGACCACACAGUCAAAUUUUCUCCAAAGAGAAAUAAUUCAAAUUGUAAUGGUGAAGAAAAAAAACUAGAUGAUUCGUAUUCAGGUUCAAUAACGUAUUCUUAUAAAGCACUAAUGGUGCCAAAAGACUUGCUUAAGAAAACAAAAAAGCUGGUUGAAACUACAGCAAACCUGAAUUCUCGUUUCGUAAGCUUUUUGAAAAAGGCUGCAGAAAAUGUAGAAAUAAGCCCAACUGUGCAACUGUAUCAGCUAAAAGCUUUUAAAUCUGUGUUGAAUGACAUGAAAAAAGCUCAUCUGGCACUAGAAGAAGGUCUGAACUUGGAGUUUCAAGCUUUGAAUGUUAAAAUCAAAGAUAAAAAUACCAAAGAGAAAAAAACUGAUGGUAGGUCAGAAAAAAACGAGGUGAAAAAUGAUGAAGGGAAGGAACAUGUGGCAUUAAAAGAGGAUGACACCACAAAGGCAGAGAAGAAAGUUCCAUCAGAACGACCUGACAGUGAGCCCAUGGAUCAAAGUGUUCCAGCAGUGGAACAAACAGAUAACAAGUGUGCGUCUGGGGAAGAGAAAAGGUCUGGUAGAAGUGAAGAACCUCAGUAUGAACCUAAUAGUACAGAGGCUUUAGACAUGGAUAUAGUGUCCAUUCCCUCAUCUGUUCCUGAAGAUAUUUUUGAAACUCUAGAAUCUGCUAUGGAGGUUCAGAUAGCAUCAGAUGAGCAAGACAGUGGAAAUGCAGGAACAGAUCGUGAGAAUCCAAAUUCAAAUAUGAAAUUGAACACGCCUGUGAAAGAUACCAAAGGUGGUUCUAAGUUAAAAUCAUCAGCUAAAGGAACAAAAGAAUUGGUUGUAAAAUUGACUCCUGUUUCCCUUUCAGAGUCUACAGCUAAAGCUGAAGAUCAGGACGGCAGUCCAGAAAAGGAAAGUAAGGAUGUUGAUGUAGUACCAAAAGCAGAAAACUGUGAUUCUGCAAAACAAAAUCAUAAUGCUAGCAGUGAACCUUCCACGGAGAAUGAAACUGUCUCAUUUGCAGAGGAAUCUGAUCUCAGGAGGUCCCCACGUGUGAAGACUACACCUCUGAGACGCCAAACAGACGUCAGUCCUUUCACAUCAAAUUCAGAAGAAGACAGCAAUGACACAUCCAAUGAAAAACGCAAGAGAAAAUCAUCCAAACAGCCCCGGGGGAAAAAUGACAAAAGAAAUUCUUCUGACAGUGCUGCUGAUGGUCCUAGCCCUAAUAAACUUUCUAAAUCCAAAAAGCCAUACGUAUCAGAGCAUAGCUCAGAUUCUGACGAGAUGCCAGCUGUUCUUAAGGAAGUAGCUAUGAUGAGCCACAGUUCUUCAGAUGUUGACAGCAAUAGUGAAGCACCAACAAAUGAUCAGAAGGCUUCAGGUUUGCUAAAGAACCAACCAGUAAAGGAUGAAAAUGGAAAACGAAAAAGGAAAAGUUCCAGUUCUGGUUCAGACCUAGAUGCUAAAAGAGGUAAAUCGGCAAAAAACUCAGCUGCUGCUAAAAAGAAACGACAAAACUAUUCGGAUUCUUCAAACUAUGAUUCUGAGCUAGAAAAAGAAAUAAAAAUUCUGAGUAAAAUCGAGUCUGCAAAAAAAGCGAAGAAAAAAUACACGCGAAAAGAUGAUAGUUAUGAUUCCUCUGAAGAAGAGCAGAGGAAAAAAGUUAGUAAGAGAAAGGUAAAUUUGAAGAAACAGAGAGCAAAAUCUUCUGAAGAUGAUGAGGCCGAAAAGUCUUCCCCAGAGAAAGAGGUUAAUGAUUCUUCUAAGGAGAAAAAAACUGGUAAAGGGUCAUCUGCCAAGGAAAGGGCAAACAGGGACUUAAAACAAAAAAAUGUAAAGGUGAAGCGUGAUGACUCCUCUGAUGUUGAGAAGUCUUCACUGGAGAAAGAGGAGAGUUGUCCUAGAGGUGGAAAGCUAACUGAAGCUAAGAAGAGCAAGGAUUUGAAAAAGAAAAAGGCACAUGAAGAUUCUUCCUCAGAGAGUACUGACAAAUCUGCAAAGAAAGAGCACAAUUCUGACUCUUCAAAGGAGAGAUUGAAGAAUAAGAAAGGAUCGGGAUCCAAAGCAAAGAAAUCUGAAAAACUGAAAAAGAAAAGUUACAAGAAAGAAGAUGAUUCCUCUUCUGAUGUUGAGAAGUCAUCUCCAGAGAAAGGAAGCUGCAAUUCUUCUGAAAAUGACAAAACUAAAAAUGAACCUGCGCUUAAGGAAAAGACAAGGAGGAAUUUAAGAGAGAGAGUGACUAAAACAAUACAACUUGAUUUAUCCUCUGAUGCUGAGAAAUCUCCUCUGAAAGAGGAGAGUUCUUCUGAAGAUGCUGUGCGGAGUAAAAAACAAACUGAAUCUAAAGAAAAGAAAAAACUAAGUCACAAGAAAAAAAUGUCCAAGAAAGAACAGAAUGACUCACUGUCCUCCUCUGAUGAGGAGUCUUAUGAGGACAGUAAGAAAAAGGUAAAAAGAGGGUCAAUGAAGGAAAAUAAAAAGAAUAACUUAAAAAAGAAAGUGUCAAAAAAGAAGGUGGUUGUUACUUCAUCUUCCUCAUCUGAUAAAGAAGAAAAUGAUGAACAGAAUUCAAUGGGUGAUGGAAGCAGUGAUGAGCAGAAAAUUAUGCCAGUGACUGAAAACUUGGUGCUGUCUGCUGGUACAGGAUUUUGUCAGUCAUCAGGAGAUGAGGGAGAGGCUAAAUCAAGGACUGUUCCAAUGGAGGAGGAGGAAGAUGAUGAUGAUGACGAUCCUGAGAAUAGAAUUGCCAAGAAAAUGCUUUUAGAAGAAAUCAAAGCCAAUCUUUCCUCUGAUGAGGAUGCAUCUUCAGAUGAGGAAUCGGAUGAAAGAAAAAAGAAAACUGGAAAGCAUACUGAAAACACAGGAGAUGAUGAUGAAGAGAAUGAAAAGGAAGAUAAUUCUGAAUCAGAUUCAGAAGCAGAAGAAUCAAAGAAGCCAAGAUACAGACACAGACUGCUGAGGCACAAGCUGACAGUGAGUGAUGGAGAAUCUGGUGAAGAAAAAAAGGUGAAACCAAAAGACAAAAAAGAAGGGAAGCGCAGAAAUAGGAGGAAAGUGAGCAGUGGAGAUUCAAAUGACUCAGAGUUUCAUGAAUCUGCAGUUAGUGAAGAAGUCAGCGAGUCUGAAGAUGAGCAGCGUCCAAGAACAAGAUCUGCCAAGAAAGCUGAGGCUGAAGAAAACCAACGCAGUUACAAGCAGAAAAAGAAACGAAGGCGAAUUAAGGUCCAAGAGGAUUCUUCAAGUGAAAACAACAAUAAGAGUAAUUCUGAGGAUGAGGAAAAUGAUGAUUCAAAAUCUCCUGGAAAAGGCAGGAAGAAAAUCAGGAAAAUUAUUAAAGAUGAUAAGCUUAGAACAGAAACACAAAAUGCACUUAAAGAAGAAGAGGAAAGAAGAAAACGUAUUGCAGAAAGAGAACGGGAGAGAGAGAAAUUGAGAGAGGUGAUAGAGAUAGAAGAUGCUUCUCCUCUAAAAUGUCCCAUUACCACUAAGUUGGUUUUAGAUGAAGAUGAAGAAACCAAAGAACCAUUAGUGCAGGUUCAUAGGAGUAUAGUUACCAGACUGAAACCACACCAAGUAGAUGGUGUUCAGUUCAUGUGGGAUUGCUGUUGUGAAUCUGUAAAAAAAACAAAGUCAUCUCCUGGUUCUGGAUGCAUUCUUGCUCACUGUAUGGGUCUGGGGAAAACGUUGCAGGUAGUAAGUUUUCUUCACACAGUCCUGCUCUGUGACAAGUUGGAUUUUCGGACAGCUCUGGUAGUGUGUCCACUGAACACUGCUCUGAACUGGCUGAAUGAGUUCGAAAAAUGGCAAGAAGGUUUAGAAGAUGAUGAAAGACUAGAGGUCUGUGAACUGGCAACUGUGAAACGUCCUCAGGAGAGAAGCUACAUGCUGCAGCGCUGGCAGGAUGAGGGGGGGGUGAUGAUCAUUGGGUACGAAAUGUACCGGAACCUUGCACAGGGCAGGAAUGUGAAGAGCAGGAAACUUAAAGAAAUCUUUAAUAAAGCUUUAGUGGAUCCAGGUCCAGACUUUGUUGUUUGUGAUGAAGGGCACAUACUGAAAAAUGAAGCAUCUGCUGUUUCUAAGGCAAUGAAUUCUAUUCGAUCGAGGAGAAGAAUAAUUCUCACAGGAACACCACUGCAGAAUAAUCUUAUAGAAUAUCACUGCAUGGUUAACUUUAUUAAGGAGAAUUUGCUUGGCUCAAUUAAGGAAUUCCGAAAUCGAUUUAUAAACCCAAUCCAGAAUGGUCAGUGUGCUGACUCCACUCUGGUGGAUGUCAGGGUGAUGAAGAAGCGUGCACAUAUUCUCUAUGAGAUGUUAGCUGGAUGUGUUCAGAGGAAAGAUUACACAGCGUUAACAAAGUUCCUCCCACCAAAAUAUGAGUAUGUUCUGGAAGUUAGAAUGACACCUAUCCAGUGCAAACUCUACCAGUACUACUUGGAUCAUUUGACAGGUGUAGGUGGUGGCAAUGAAGGUGGAAGAGGCAAAGCUGGAGCUAAACUAUUCCAGGAUUUCCAGAUGUUGAGCAGAAUCUGGACUCACCCUUGGUGUUUGCAGCUGGACUAUAUUAGCAAAGAAAAUAAGGGCUAUUUUGAUGAAGACAGCAUGGAUGAGUUCAUAGCUUCAGAUUCCGAUGAAACUUCAAUGAGCUUAAGUUCUGAUGAUUAUUCAAAGAAAAAAAAAUCCAAGGGCAAAAAAGUGAAAAAAGAGUGUAGCUCAAGUGGAAGUGGCAGUGAUAAUGAUGUUGAAGUCAUUAAAGUCUGGAAUUCAAGAUCUCGUGGAGGUGGAGAAGGAAAUGCAGAAGAACUUGGAAACAACCCUUCAUCUGUUAAUAAAUCAGAUGAGGGCAAAGCUACAUCCUCUUCCAAUCCUGGUAGCCCAGCACCAGAUUGGUACAAAGAUUUUGUCACUGAUGCAGAUGCUGAAGUGUUGGAACAUUCUGGGAAAAUGGUGCUUCUCUUUGAAAUUCUUCGAAUGGCAGAGGAGCUUGGAGACAAAGUCCUAGUGUUUAGCCAGUCCCUGAUAUCCCUGGAUUUAAUAGAAGAUUUUCUGGAGCUGGCCAACAGGGAGAAAACUGACAAAGAGAAGCCUCCUAUUUAUAAAGGUGAAGGGAAAUGGUUCCGAAACAUUGAUUACUAUCGCUUGGAUGGAUCAACCACAGCUCAGUCCAGGAAGAAAUGGGCUGAAGAAUUCAAUGAUGAAACUAAUGUGAGAGGUCGCUUGUUUAUUAUAUCCACUAAAGCAGGUUCCCUUGGAAUUAAUCUUGUGGCUGCUAACAGAGUGAUCAUCUUUGAUGCUUCUUGGAACCCCUCAUAUGACAUCCAGAGUAUUUUCAGGGUUUAUCGUUUUGGGCAGAACAAACCUGUGUUUGUGUACAGGUUUUUGGCUCAGGGAACAAUGGAAGAUAAGAUCUAUGACCGCCAGGUGACCAAGCAGUCCCUGUCUUUCCGGGUGGUCGACCAGCAGCAAGUUGAACGUCACUUUACCAUGAAUGAGCUUACAGAGCUCUACACUUUUGAGCCAGAUUUGCUGGAUGAUCCUAAUUCAGAAAAGAAAAAGAAGAGAGAUACACCCAUGUUGCCCAAAGAUACAAUUCUGGCAGAAUUGCUUCAAAUCAAUAAAGAGUAUAUAGUUGGGUACCACGAACAUGAUUCACUCCUGGACCACAAGGAGGAAGAGGAACUCACUGAAGAGGAAAGGAAAGCAGCAUGGGCAGAAUAUGAAGCAGAAAAGAAGGGCUUGACCAUGCGUUUCAACAUGCCAGCUGGGACCAAUAUGCUUCCCACAAACUUCACCUCCCAGACACCAUACAUCCCCUUCAACCUGGGGGCUCUGUCAGCAAUGAGUAACCAGCAGCUGGAGGACCUUAUUAAUCAAGGAAGAGAGAAGGUUGUGGAAGCAACCAACAGUGUGAAUGCAGCAAGAAUUCAACCCCUUGAAGACAUCAUUUCAACCAUAUGGAAAGAAAAUUUAACGCUCACAGAGAGCCAAGUGCAGGCCCUGGCACUGAGCAGGCAGGCAAGCCAGGAGCUGGAUGUCAAGCGCCGAGAAGCCAUCUACAACGAUGUCCUUACUAAACAACAGAUGUUAAUCAGUUGUGUGCAGAGGAUCCUCAUGAACAGGAGACUACAGCAGCAGUACAAUCAGCAGCAGCAGCAGCAGAUGUCUUACCAGCAAGCAGCAAUGAGUCAUCUCAUGAUGCCAAAGCCUCCCAGUUUAAUCAUGAAUCCUUCCAACUACCAACAGUUAGAUAUGAGAGGAAUGUAUGGGUCAGUGUCUGGUGGGAUGCAGCCACCACCAUUACAACGAGCACCACCCCCAAUGAGAGGCAAAAAUCCAGGGCCUUCCCAAGGGAAAUCAAUGUGAUUUUGCACUAAAAGCCUAAAGGAUUGUUAAAAUCAGAGAAAGAACUUUUUAUUUUUUUAGGAAUCAAUGGCUUAACAGAACUCAACUGUAAAAAAAAAAAAACAGGAAAAAAAAACAAAAAAAAACAAAAAAAAAAAAAAAAAACCCCCAAUAGUUUGGUUGGUCCCCUUAGAUGCCAUGUUCCAUAUUAGUCUUUCAGCUUUGUUUGAAUAGGACAUAAUGUUUUCCCUGUUGUCAGUGAUGUUGCCUAGAAUCUUCUUACAUAUGUUGAGUACAGGAGAUAACAAGUUGUUUUCAGUGAAAACAAGUCCUCCCAGAACAGUAGCAUCUCCACAGGUUUCCUGUCUAAACUCCUGCACUUGCUUUUUAGUAGCCACGAAGCUGUCAGCAGAAUUGAGAGGCUUGGGAAGGGCUGCAGGGCUGCGUGUUUCACCAUAUGUGAGUUGUAAACAGCUGAGUUCUUGAAUAGAGUUGAUUCCUCAAAUUAUGGAAUACUUUUCUGCUUACCCAUUUCUUUCUAACAGUGGGAAUGUUCUAACAGGAGGAGUCCAGCUUCCUUUUGACUUCAGGUCUGGACUCACACGAUAUCAUCUAUGCUGAAUGAAGCAGGAACCGAAAAUACUCGUUUUGACAGAGAAUUGAGUGCAAUAUUCUUAAGUACUACUGCUCUGAAACUUUUUUUUGAGUCGUGCAGUUACAUAGGAACUGUGUACACAGCCUUAACUAGCGACUCAGGGAAGGGGAUUGCUCUUCCCUGGUCUUCUGCCAUUUUUUCUUUUCAGUUUUACGUGACGGAAUAGCAAGUGGUGAUGGAGGAGUCUGAGAUGUUUUUCCCUCACAGGCUGAUUUUUUCCUCUCCAGGGAGUCCAAUACAAAGCACAUUUCUGUUAACUCCUUAAUGCUGGUGCUACUGUCUUUCCCCAUUGCCGGCAAUGGGAGAUGGGCCAAGAAAAUGUAAAUUCCUGGUAUUUUGGGGGUUAAAGGAAAAAAAAAGAGGGGGAGUGGGGGGGGCACAGUGGUGGCCAGGGUCAAACCCUGCUAGAUAACCAACUUCCAAAUAGCAGAACCAUUGCUGACUUCAAAUUGAGACAGAGAAAGUGCUGUGGCAACUUCCAGAGCUGCCAGAAAGGUGAAGCAACUUUUCCUCUGUUAGGUAAGAGUUUUGGUUAUGCACUCCUCCCCAUUCCCUUUCCUUGGUGUGAAAACAUGACUUAGUACACAAAGGGCUUGGUUUUUUGUGUUUUGGGGUUUGUUUUUUGGUUCUAAUGUAGAUGGGGACUUGAAUUUCUGGAGUUUUAUUCUAUAUCAUUAGCACUCUCUUUAUCCACACUUUUUGUGCUUGUGAAGAUGGAAUUAAAUACAAAUAGUGCUUUUCUUUGAGUAGAGUUUGGUUGAUUCUGCCCCCCUGCCCCCAUAAAAAGAAUAGUUUAUCAUCUGGGGGUAAAAUAUAAGUGACAAACAUUGGAGGCAAUGGUGUAUUGACUAUAGAGAGCUCUGGAGACACAAGCAGGUGGAGGCAUUUGCUCCAGGUAUUGCUGGACUCUUCUGACUUGCUGACAUGAAUAGAAAUUGGUUUGGUUUCUGGAAAGUUUCUUGGAGGAAUUUGAAUUCUUGCCCUGAAUGGACAAGUGUUUUUUGGAGAGGUUUUUCUUGCAUCUAAAUAUGCAAAUCUAACGUGGUAUUUCAUUUUGUGAUUGAACCUUGGGUUUGUAACCUGAACAGCCUUUGUUUGAUCUGUUGCAAAACCAGCUACCAAGUUGCUGUCUUGGACUCUUUUCUUACAAAGUACCACACAAGACUCUCAGUAUGUUCUCGUGCUUUGCCAGCUCUACAAUUAAAUUUAAUUUGGGGGGGGAGGGAGGAGCUAGAAGAGACGUGUUAACACGAGAAGAAACAAAAAGUGAGACUUUGAGACAAAUAUUUGAAGGCAAACGUACGCUGGGCAACUCUUGUGUCCUGAUCUGAUGUGUCCUGAAUCUGAGAAAUGCUUUUUGCCAACCCUGGGAACGGUCAAUGGAGUUUUACAGCAACUCAAAAGACUUAAAUGUGGAAGUUUUAGGCAACAUUUAAAGGCACAUUUUUUUUCCAUUCUGGACAAAAGCUAUGGAUAACAGAAGACUUAACGCAUAAGAAGAAAUCUGAGAAUAAGCAUUUGAAAUAAAAGUUGGACCACUUUGCAUACACGUUUCUCACUCGACAUUUUAGCUGCAUAACAAUGUGCUUUGAGUAUAACAUCAGCUUUAAGAGAUACCUAAAGAUGGAACAUAACAUCAGUAAGAUAAUAAAAGGCUCAUUUUUAUAUUUGUUUUAGAUGUUUUAACUAGUUGAAAUGGCUUAAGAUGACGAAUAAAAAUGUUGCUUGUAAUACAGUUUUGCCUGCUAAAUUCUCCACAUUUUGUAACCUGUUUAUUCCUUUGGAUGUAAAGCGUUUUUGCUUAGUAUUGUGAUAUUGUAUAUGUUUUGUCCCAGUUGUAUAGUAAUGUUUCAGUCCAUCAACCAGCUUUGGCUGCGGAAAUCAUACAGCUGUGAAGACUUGCCUUUGUUUCUCUUAGAUGGCUUUUCAGUUCUGUAUUAAAUAUCUUAAGUACGCUAGGGAAAAAAAAAAAAAGUGUCACCUCUUCCUAUAAGGCUGUUUUUGUAAUAUAUAUAAGGACUGGAAAUGUGUUUUUAAAGAGAAGAAGCAUUCAAGUAUGACGAUAUACUAUCUGUGUUUUCACCAUUCAAAGUGCUGUUUAGUAGUUGAAACUUAAACUAUUUAAUAUCUCAUUUAAUAAAGUGACCAAAAUACA
This is a messenger RNA of Calypte anna (Anna's hummingbird), 10325 nucleotides long. It is a transcript of the gene ATRX, whose product is annotated as ATRX chromatin remodeler. The record is from RefSeq and is a predicted model, not a curated record. Gene Ontology annotation, molecular function: ATP-dependent chromatin remodeler activity; ATP binding. Lineage: Eukaryota; Metazoa; Chordata; Aves; Apodiformes; Trochilidae. The transcript has 35 exons. The coding region runs from base 418 to 7536 and encodes 2372 amino acids.